This is a messenger RNA of Neolamprologus brichardi, 3496 nucleotides long. It is a transcript of the gene qki2, whose product is annotated as QKI, KH domain containing, RNA binding 2. Gene Ontology annotation, biological process: regulation of mRNA splicing, via spliceosome. NCBI's taxonomy places the organism in Eukaryota, Metazoa, Chordata, Actinopteri, Cichliformes, Cichlidae. Gene Ontology annotation, cellular component: nucleus. Gene Ontology annotation, molecular function: mRNA binding. The record is from RefSeq and is a predicted model, not a curated record.
CGCAGCACGCUCCCGAUAGCCCACUCGUCUCGCUGCCGUACUGUAAUCAUAUGAUAGUGAGCCGAUCCCCGCUGCAGAAUACCCACACACCGGCGGACAUAAGCAGAGGAGCCGCGGCGGAUCAGACUAGUUGAUGGUAAACUUGUAACCGCCGGAGAAGUGCGCGGAGUCGGGCAAAGUGUCAAACCGAGCUGAACUCUCUCCCCGUACAGGAACUUUUUCAAACUCUGGAGAGUCGGGCAGAGGGGGGAACCGUGUGGAAGAAGACAGGGCUCGCAUACGAGACAUUAACCGAGGGACAGUCGAUUUUACAGGAGUUGAGAGUUGAAUUUUCUCAGUAGGUGGAGAAGCGGUCAGCGGGUCGCGCUCGGCGGAGUCCUCUGGGAUCCUCGCAUCGCUUUUCGGGGCGUGUGUUUCUCCCCCCCCCCAAAAAAAAUAAUAAAUAAGAAAAAAAGAAAAUAAACCCUUCAUCAAGUUUUCCCUGCUCGCUAGGUCACUUUAUUGCUUAAUCAAAAGCCAUGGUUGGGGAGACAGAGGUGAAGGAGAGACCCAAGUCCAACCCGGACUAUCUAAUGCAGCUGAUGAACGACCGGAAGGUGAUGAGUUCCCUGCCCAACUUCAGCGGCAUCUUCACGCAUCUGGAGCGGCUGCUGGAUGAAGAAAUUGGCAGGGUACGCAAAGACAUGUACAACGACACGCUGAACGGCGGCAUGUUCAACGGGCGGGACAUGGAGGAGCUUCCCGAAGCUGUCGGUCCCGUGGCUCAGCUGCAGGAGAAGCUCUACGUGCCUGUCAAAGAGUACCCAGACUUCAACUUUGUUGGGAGGAUCUUGGGCCCACGUGGACUGACGGCCAAGCAACUGGAGGCGGAAACCGGCUGCAAGAUUAUGGUGCGAGGAAAGGGCUCCAUGAGAGACAAGAAGAAGGAGGAGAUGAACCGAGGGAAGCCCAACUGGGAGCACCUCAGCGAGGACCUCCACGUCCUGAUCACAGUGGAGGACACACACAACCGCGCCAAGAUCAAACUCCAGCGGGCCAUCAACGAGGUCAAGAAACUUCUCGUGCCCGCUGCUGAGGGGGAGGACAACCUGAAGAAAAUGCAGCUGAUGGAGCUGGCCAUUCUCAAUGGGACCUACAGAGACGCCAAUGUCAAGACGCCCACCGCUGCCUUUCCUCUAGCGACCCCUCAGGCGCCUCGGAUCAUCACAGGCCCGACGCCCGUCCUGCCCCCCACCCUGCGCAACCCCGCCCCUGUCACCACACCUACACUCAUGCCUCUGAUCCGUCAGAUCCAGAGCUCCACUCUCGUGCCGGGAGCCAAUCCACAUCCGGCGCUGGUGCAGCAAGGGCCCGAAUCUGGAAUCAUCUACACGCCCUAUGAGUAUCCCUACACACUCACGCCCUCCAUAUUGGAAUACCCGAUUGACUCAACUGGAGUAUUAGUCCCUUCUCCCUGUGUUUUUGCAGCAGGUGCCAUGACCACUAAGGUACGACGCCACGACAAGAGAAUCCAUCCUUACCAAAGGGUAGUGACCACAGACAGAGCUGCCACGGCAACUAACCCAUGACCCCUUGACCUUCUGACCUUUCCGUCCACUGAUGACCCACCCAUCUCUGCCCGCUGGCGCGCUCAUUGGCCCGCGGCCCUGCCACUCCCCCAAGCUCAGCCAACCAGAGACCAGAACAUUGGGAGCAACCCAGCUGCUUCUGUUUAACCAACCAACCAGACGACAGCGAUCAUGGGAAUAAACCUCAGGACCCCGCCCAUCACCGAGUCCUAACCCAAACUUUACCAAACGUGCCUUCUUCCGAUAGCCCAAAGCCAGUCGAAAUUACAACCUUAAGCAGUAGACUUUACUGAGGAUGGGCCACAAACUGGUGAAGGGCUCCUAAAUAACCCCCGGCUGUGCCACACUGUCUCUCUGAAAUGCCAUGCCUUCAGUCCAUUUGAUGCAAUAAUAAUAACAUGGUAACUAAACUGAUAAUGGUGGUACUUAUCCAGCACAGAAACCCUCCAUAAAUACUAAACUGACUGAGAUAUGUUGAUGUUUUGAUACAUUUUUUUCCUCAGCGGGCACCUCUCUUACCUUAUUCGCAUUAUAACAUUUAUAAUUCAUUUACAAAUGCUCACGUAUUGUCAUGCUUUCCUUUUAAAAAGACAGUUCCAGAUAUGCAUUUGACAGGUCAGAUACUGCACAGCACGUACUGUCAAAAAUGUCUCUUAUUUCCUCUUGGUAACACAUAAAAUGCCAACGUGGAGCUUUUUAAAAAAAACUUCUUUCAUUAUAAAGCGACAGGUGCUCGAUGGGGAAAAAGAACAAACUGAAAUCCAAAAUGCCAAAGUAUCUCUGAGUGUUUCCUAAUAGGUAACGUGUCUUUAUACUGAGACGACACAUACAGGACGAAUGCCAAGCCUGUGCAGUAUGAAUACACACAUAAAGGGGAGGGAAGGUUGAACUCCUUUUGUCAAAUUCUCGAGGACUUACACAACGAUGCCUUUUUUUUUUUCCUCCACACUACAGUAUUCAGCGAGCUUGAACAACAGUGCCUUUAUUUAUUGAGAGCGAUGGAACAAUGUUACACCUAAAUCUUUGACUAUGGCAUCAUGGCAUUGUGCCCAGCUUGGUAUUAUAUCAUCUCCAUUUUUACGACUUUACAUCCACGGCUCUUCUCAAUUCAAAUUACGGUGCCAAGAGAAUAAAUAAAAAUAAUAAAAGGUGGCUCAUUUGAAUUGGAAGUGCAGCGCAGUAUCGAAGCUACGUCUGAAAUGUUUAUGCGAGGUUCGGACGCCUCCGUAGAACAGUGUUACAUUUUAUGUCUUUGUUUUAUUGUUUCUUUCGGGUGAUUGUGCUGCUGGAGAUGAAGUCGUCCUUAUGUCUCUGCAUGUGUUUUGUUUUUUUUUCCGAGGGUGUGGUACGGUUUUACAAACACAAAAACACACGCACACACACACAAGCCAAGUGAUGCCUUGAUAUAAGAGAAAACAUGCAUUCGUAACAUCUGUAACAAGUUUAUAAUGUAUUUUUAUAUCCUAUUUUGUACGUGAAAAUAACAUUAAAUGACCUUUUCAGAUGAGAACAUUAUGCCUUAUUAUGGAGAAUAAUUUGAUAACUAUCACUAUCCUUCAUGUGUCAUAAGUAAUCAUGUCACAAUGUCCUGAUAAACUGGAGUCUCUGAUGUUCUCUGUAUUAACUUGAGCCUCCUUUGCUUGCCUUCUGUGCCUUUUUGUAUACUAUGAGUGUGACAAUUAACAGUGUAGUACAACAUUAAUCUACUCUUCAGUGCCAAGUGUAGGUUACUAACUGUUACCACUUCUGUGAUUAUUAACCUCUUUAAUGGUAUCUGUCUCUGCCUUUAAAAAAAAAUACAUGUGUGUCUAAAAAGAAUUAAAAUGAAAAAAGGAAGAUACGUGUUGAACGAUGAUCUUUUAACUUUUAAAGUAUUCUGAGCAGGAAUAACUCUUUGUAAACGAUUAAACUCAUAGUUGUAAAACUAA